GCCAGAGUCUCCACCACUAAUCCCUCACAUUUCUCCUUCUCAGGACUCGGAGCCUCACCAGGAGACUGACCACGUCAAUCUAGUUCUUUCCAUGGCGCCACAGUGUUGAAAGACCCUGUUUAAGAAGGCAGUGCGAGUAGACCCCAUUUCACAGUCUCCCAUCAAAGGAGGUGCAAAGGACUGUGACUGUUGUCAUUACAUGUAUGUGACAUGUCGGUGAGGUAAAGGUGCUUGCCGAGAUAUUUCUUUUUUAAAUUCAGAGGAUGAAUGGUAUUAAUCCAGAAACAAAAUCAUUGCAUUGAAAUGGGGGAGAUUAGUUAGCUUCAGUCAGAUGCAAGAGAAAUACAUCUUGUAAGAACUUCAGUGGGUGAAAAAGACAUAAUUAGGAGGUCAUGCAUGUUGGGAAAUAAGUUAUAUGUUAUGUCAUACGUAGAAAUUAGAAUUAGAAUAUAGUAGUCCCCCUUAUUGGCAGAGGAUGUGUUCCAAGACCCUCUCCCCCGCCCCCGGUGCCUGAAACCAUGGAUAGUACUGAACUGUAUAUACACUAUGCUUUUUCCUGUACAUACAUCCCUAUGAUAAAGUUUAAUUUAUAAGUUAGGCACAGUAACAAUAACUAAUAAUAAAACAGGACAGGUAUAACAACAUACUGGUAAUAAAAGAUAUGUGCCUGUGGUUUCUCUCAAAAUAUCGUGUACCGUACUCACCCUUCUUCUUGUGAGAUGAUAAAAUGCCUACGUGAUGGGAGGUGGGCCGAACGGUGGAGGCGCUGUGACGUAGCGUGAGGCUGCUUCGUGCUGACCUUCUAAGAACACGUCACAAAGAAGAUCAUCUACUCCCUGACCCCGGAUGAUCACAGGAGAAGAAAAAAAUAGGCCUAAAUGAAGAGAAACACCAACAAAGAAGGAGAGAGGCCUGCAGAGUCACGUGGGGGCAGAGACCAAUUGGGCCUCCGGUGCCCCCCCCCCCCCCGGCGGGGAGGAGGAGGACGGACGGACAGGGCCAGCCUACUGUCCGCCUGCCGCCCGCCGUGGCGUGAAGGAGUUCCUGUGUGCCCACGGUCACCACUGCCCCACCUGGGCUGCCGGAGCCUUCCCUCGGACCCCUGGUGCCCACUGUCCACCCUCAUCCGGCGUGAGAGCUCUCCUUCCGCUCCGCGGACGCCGCGGGCAUGGACUAUUCGUACGACGAGGACCUGGAUGAGCUGUGCCCCGUGUGCGGGGACAAGGUGUCCGGCUACCACUACGGGCUGCUCACAUGCGAGAGCUGCAAGGGCUUCUUCAAGCGCACGGUGCAGAACAACAAGCACUACACGUGCACCGAGAGCCAGAGCUGCAAGAUCGACAAGACGCAGCGCAAGCGCUGUCCCUUCUGCCGCUUCCAGAAGUGCCUGACGGUGGGGAUGCGCCUGGAAGCUGUGCGUGCUGACCGAAUGCGGGGUGGCCGGAACAAGUUCGGGCCCAUGUACAAACGAGACCGUGCCCUGAAGCAGCAGAAGAAGGCACAGAUUCGAGCCAAUGGCUUUAAGCUGGAGACAGGCCCCCCAAUGGGGGUGCCUCCCCCACCCCCUCCGCCUCCGGACUACAUGCUGUCCCCUGGCCUGCACGCACCUGAGCCCAAGGGCCUGGCCUCUGGUCCACCUGCUGGGCCACUGGGCGACUUUGGGGCUCCAGCACUGCCCAUGGCCAUGCCCAGCACCCACGGGCCGCUGGCCGGCUACCUCUAUCCCACCUUCUCUGGCCGUGCCAUCAAGUCUGAGUACCCAGAGCCCUAUGCCAGUCCCCCGCAGCCUGGGCCACCCUAUGGCUACCCAGAGCCCUUCUCCGGAGGGCCUGGUGUGCCCGAGCUCAUCCUGCAGCUGCUGCAGCUGGAGCCAGAUGAGGACCAGGUGCGGGCGCGCAUUGUGGGCUGCCUGCAGGAACCAGCCAAAGGCCGCCCUGACCAGCCUGCGCCCUUCAGCCUCCUGUGCAGGAUGGCUGACCAGACCUUCAUCUCCAUCGUGGACUGGGCACGCAGGUGCAUGGUCUUCAAGGAGCUGGAGGUGGCCGACCAGAUGACACUACUACAGAACUGCUGGAGUGAGCUGCUAGUAUUUGACCAUGUCUACCGCCAGAUCCAACACGGCAAGGAGGGCAGCAUCCUGCUGGUCACCGGGCAGGAGGUGGAGCUGACCACGGUGGCCGCCCAGGCGGGCUCCCUGCUGCACAGCCUGGUCCUGCGGGCGCAGGAGCUGGUGCUGCAGCUGCUGGCGCUGCAGCUGGACCGCCAGGAGUUCGUCUGCCUCAAAUUCCUCAUCCUCUUCAGCCUCGAUGUGAAGUUCAUGAAUAACCACAGCCUGGUGAAGGACGCUCAGGAGAAGGCCAAUGCCGCCUUGCUCGAUUACACCCUGUGUCACUACCCGCACUGCGGGGACAAGUUCCAGCAGCUGCUGCUAUGCUUGGUGGAGGUGCGCGCACUGAGCGUGCAGGCCAGGGAGUAUCUGUACCACAAGCACCUGGGCAACGAGAUGCCCCGCAACAACCUGCUCAUCGAGAUGCUGCAAGCCAAGCAGACUUGAGCCUGGGCUGGGUGGGGCCGGGCCUGGGGCCAGGCUGGGGGUCGCAGCCACCCCCAAGGCCCUCCAGAUGGUUGAGUUUAUUCUGCGACCCAGGAGCCCCACCCUGUAAGGCCCUCUGCCCCUGCGCUCUCUGAAGCCCCGUGUUUGGGAAGCUGGGUGAGGGGGGAUGGGGCCUGGCUGAGGUAGGGCGGCCCCACGGGCACCUGCCUGCCACUCAGAGGGCCCCAAGAAGGCGGCUGCUAAGCACCCCCUCCCCCUCCCCUUGCUCCCAGCUGUCUGUCCUGGAGUCUGGAAGCACAGGUCCAGGGAGGAGGUUCGGGAUUCCCUGGUGGGCCUCCACGUCCCUUGGGUCAGAAGUCAUCCCUUUCCCCUCUCCGGGGAACAGAAGCAGAGAGACGUUGAGGGGGCAUCAACUGGGGGAGAAGAGAGGGUCUCCAGAACCCCCUCCCAGAGACCAGGAGGGAAGCCCUCUGUUUUGUGAACUAGGAGUCACUGAGUUUGCAAAGUUGGUCAGGCACUGUGGGGCCUAGAGGACACUAGGGGGCGGGUUAGGACCAAGCCCUCCUCCCUAGCCCUUACACCCCAUCUGACUUGUGCAGGGGAGAACUCUGACAUGCUAUCUGAAAAGAAUUUCACUACAAUCCGCUCUCUCUAUCCCUCUCCCAUCGGAGGAGAAGUUUCUAUCUCUCUGCCACCAGGGAGCUAGAACGUUCUAGCCCCACCCACAGUUGGCCAGCCCAGGCUGGUAUGUAUCUGCAAAGGCUGUAGUCAAGAGGUUUGUGGGUUUGUGGGUUUUAUUUGUUUUUUAAUCUAGUACUCUAGAUAUCUUUGAAAGGUGUGUAUGUGGCGGGGCAGGGGAUGGAUUUGAGGAUUGAGGCUGGGACUUGGGGAUUAGCCCCAAGUACAGCCCAUGGUUUCCCUCCAAACACCCGCAUGCCAAGUACCCCAUGGGUGGUGUGGGACCAUUGUUUCAAUCCAGAGAGGAGUUGUUGCUUGCCCCUCCUUCGAUGAACAGCAGGGUGUCCUGUCGGGGCUCGGAGUCUCUGUGUGUAGGAACAUGGGUGAACUUGAGGAGGGUGUAUGGGUCUCCAGAUGGGGGACAUUGCUGAUAAGCCCUUUCCUCAUUGGCCCCGUCCCACUGGGUCCCUUGCUGCAAACCCUUGAAGCUGGGUCCCAGCUCCCUGGCCUCCUCCUGCCCUGUGUCCUGAAGGACACUCUCCAGGGCCAGGAGCUAGGGGGAGGCCUUGGCUGUCCUCUGUCCCCGGGCUGGGCAUCCACUGUCUUUCCUGCUUUCACGUUGCCAUUGCAGCUUCUGCUGAGCCUGCCCAGUUGGAGGUGACUGGGCGUCCAUUCUCCCUUGCCUUCCACCGCCCUGUCUCAGUGCCCACCCCUGCCCACUGAAAUGUGUGCCCCUGCCAAGGCCAGAGACCCGCAGCCCCAAAAUGAGAAGUGCCCUUAAGAAUCUCCCCAGCCCUUGCAGCCCUGGAAUAAAUUUUGCAAUUAGUUUCCAGCUACCUUUGCCUAUUUACAUUCUGGGGCCAAAGCAGAACCUCCAAGGUGGGUUUGGGUGGUCUAGGGCUGGGCGAUGAUGCUCUGAUAGGGAUUGACGUGACAGUCAGAUAAGCUUUGGUUCAAAACCUGGGGCCAGAGUGGGGGUACACCAGGCACCGUUGGGGAGCCUGUGGGCCCCACAUCAUCCCUGGGACCUUGCCAUACCCAGGAGGCCUGGGAGAUGCUUGUGUCUUCCUGGGCCUCAGCCGGAGUUCCACCCUGGCCGUGCAUCUCAACCGCCAUCUUGGGCAGAAGGGAGCAAUGAUUUCAUGAGCACCUACUGUGUGUGGUCCCUUAUGUCCCUGUCCCUACGGUAGCCCAGUCAGGCAGGGCUUAGGAUCCAGGAGAGGCACUUGGCAGGUGCCCCGCAGUCAGUUAUCUGCAGGGGCAGAUUCAAACCCGGGUCCUCCUGACUUGGGAGCGCCGGCCUUUCUUCUCGGUCCAUCUGGUGGCCCCGGGCCUGGCCCCUCUCCCUGAAUCUCUUGCCUCCCCCGCUGGGAGGCAGCAGUGAGCGCGGCUGCUUUCUGAGGCGAGCUGCCUCUGCUCUAGAUGUCCUCCAGGGCUUCACUGGCUUUGUCCU
Messenger RNA from Mirounga angustirostris (Northern elephant seal), 4685 nucleotides. It is a transcript of the gene NR5A1, whose product is annotated as nuclear receptor subfamily 5 group A member 1. NCBI's taxonomy places the organism in Eukaryota, Metazoa, Chordata, Mammalia, Carnivora, Phocidae. The record is from RefSeq and is a predicted model, not a curated record. Bases 1169 to 2554 code for a protein of 461 amino acids. Gene Ontology annotation, cellular component: RNA polymerase II transcription regulator complex. Gene Ontology annotation, molecular function: RNA polymerase II cis-regulatory region sequence-specific DNA binding; nuclear receptor activity; zinc ion binding. Gene Ontology annotation, biological process: regulation of transcription by RNA polymerase II; tissue development; hormone-mediated signaling pathway. The transcript is spliced from 8 exons.